CGAGAGAGAUGGAUGCCGAGUCGAUGAGGUAUAUAAGGACUACUAAGAUACUCGUCUAGUCAGUCAACAGUGCUAACUAAUCCUCAAUAACCGCCAACAUGAUCAAGCUUAUUUUGCUGCUUCUCGCCGUGGUUGCUUACGCUUCCGCUGGCGGUUUGUACUCCGGCCUCGGUCUUUAUGACUCCUACGGUUAUGGGGGCUAUGGUCAUGGAGGCUAUGGUCAUGGUUAUGGUUAUGGAUAUCCAUACGCCACCAGCUAUGCAAGCACUUACAAGGUAUUGCCAUCGGUAACGAAAGUAAUUGCUCCACCAAUCACGAAAAUUGCAUACGCCACACCGCCAGUGACCAAGAUUCACUACGCACCACCAACGAUUUACAGUCCAAUCUAUAAAUACAGCACCUACGGACAUGGAGGUUAUGGAGGUUAUGGAGGCUAUGGAGGUUAUUAUGGAGGUUAUGGACAUGGAUAUCCCUACUCUUAUGGAUCCAACUAUGGACAUGGUUACGGUUAUGGAAUUGGACAUGGUGGUUAUGGCUAUGGUGGUUAUGGCUACGAUCAUGGCCUCUAUGGAUAUUACUAAAGAAAAAAAAAGAAAACAUUCUUCUCCUCCAAAAUACCAAAAAUUUCAAAAAGACUAAUAUUUUUGUACAUACGGUUAUUCUUUCGUAUAUCAUCCCUUCAUUUUUUUAAAAUGAAAUACACGUUUCUACCCCUUCCUAAGAAAAAAAUUA
Leptopilina heterotoma is the source of this 732-nucleotide messenger RNA. Its product is annotated as shematrin-like protein 2. The transcript is spliced from 3 exons. Bases 99 to 581 code for a protein of 160 amino acids. The record is from RefSeq and is a predicted model, not a curated record. NCBI's taxonomy places the organism in Eukaryota, Metazoa, Arthropoda, Insecta, Hymenoptera, Figitidae.